Messenger RNA from Vicia faba (fava bean), 429 nucleotides. The record is from the annotation of a GenBank genome assembly. Lineage: Eukaryota; Viridiplantae; Streptophyta; Magnoliopsida; Fabales; Fabaceae.
AUGGAAGAGGACAAAGGAAAUAAGCAGGAACCGAAUGCUUCUGCGACUGAGGUUUUUAUGGUGCCCGGAGAGCCUGCGGUUGUAAUCAACGGUGUGCCUGAAAUGGUUGGCGCGAGCAGCAUUGUCCCUUCCAGUGACGCGUUGAGCGUCUUUGAAAAGGACGGGAAUAUGGGUUUGGGUGAUUGGUUUGUAGGGAGGGAUAUCCAGAAGUUGUUUAUGGGAAGCUAUUACUCGGGUAAAGUAACCGAGUAUGACAAAGAAACUGGAUGGUAUCGGGUUAAAUAUGAAGACGGUGACACAGAGGAUCUUGAUUGGCUGGAAUUGAAGGAGGUUUUGCGUCCUAUGGAUGUUACCGUUUCGCUUAAGACCUUGGUGAACAAGGUUAUUCGGAAUCAUACACAAAUAUCAAAACAUAAAGCAAGGAAUUGA